CUAAGCUAGAGAUAUUUAUUAUUGCUUCUUGGAAUCUCCUGGAAUGGACUGAGAUUGAAAAAGGGGCAUUGCCAAGCUUAGCAUUUCUCUGCUUCCACAUUUGUUCACGGUUGAGGAAUCUUCCAGAAGGAUUGUAGUAUGCCAGCACACUAAAAGUACUGGAGAUACUUCCCUUGCACCCACAUCUUGAUGGAGGCAAAGAUAAUUACAAGAUCAAACACAUCCCACAAAUAUAGUUUUUCUCUUCAUUUCUACGCACGUGGGUUGCAAUGUGAUUCCAUGUUAUGUCAACUGAAGGAAAAGAAAAUUACAAGGCCACAUUGUAGUGAUAUGAGCCACUUUUGGCAUCUGCAGAUGGAUUCAUAUCUUAAAGGAUGGUCACCAAGCUUGGAAGUCCUCCAUUUCCGUUGUUCAUGAUUGGCUGAAUCUGCUACUGGAAUAAAGCCAUCGACUAGAGUUUAGACUUCAUUAGAACCAUCCAACAUGGGCUUAAGCCAUUCUUUUGGUUCACACUAUUUGGGUUUGCAGUAGCAUUAUGUCAGCACAUUUUUCAGGAAUGCAGACGAAAAUCAUGUGGUGAUUCUCUCCAGAUGUGGAUUAAUUGGGCUUUUCAUGCCAAUGGUCCCCACCCAAAAAUCCAGAAUAGUUUCGAUGAGAUUAUUGAUCAUGCCCUAUUCCAAUGCUCCUUUGCUGCCUCUGUUUGGUUUGGAAAUCUCGAAAUAAUGUUGUGUUUCAAAGGGACUGAUCCUGAUAUUUUGGGCACAGUGUCUGUGAUGAACUUCAUAAUUUAUGAUGGACGAAUCUGUGUGGAAGAACUUGCUUCUGGUGGUUCUCAACCUGCUUCUGUUAUUCCAUAUCUGAUUCAUGUUUCUCCUCCAGGCCACUGCCUUGUUAUCUCUUCCGAUGGAGCUUGGAAUGCUGCAACAAAAAGAGGCUGUAGAGGUGGUGUGCUGAAAUCCCUUCAAGGUGUCUUUAUAGGUGCCAAAUGCAAGUGGGGAGUAGUGUUUCGGCUGCUGCUACUGAGGCAGAGGGGAUACAUGAUGGAGUUUGAUCACUACAUCAUGCGGCUUCUCUUCGGUGUAAUAUCUAAGGGAUUGCCUAGCUGUUUUUAUGGCUUUAAACUCUUUCAACUUCGAUUGAUUUGGCAACUAAAUGUGUAGUUGAUGAUAUUCUUUCUUUAUUAAUAGAUUUUUCAUUUAUUUCUUC
Macadamia integrifolia is the source of this 1206-nucleotide messenger RNA. RefSeq lists its product as uncharacterized. The coding region runs from base 591 to 1160 and encodes 189 amino acids. NCBI's taxonomy places the organism in Eukaryota, Viridiplantae, Streptophyta, Magnoliopsida, Proteales, Proteaceae. The transcript has 6 exons. The record is from RefSeq and is a predicted model, not a curated record.